Messenger RNA from Syngnathoides biaculeatus (alligator pipefish), 575 nucleotides. RefSeq names its product mitochondrial ribosomal protein L54 (gene mrpl54). Bases 166 to 432 code for a protein of 88 amino acids. The record is from RefSeq and is a predicted model, not a curated record. Gene Ontology annotation, molecular function: structural constituent of ribosome. The transcript is spliced from 4 exons. Gene Ontology annotation, cellular component: mitochondrial large ribosomal subunit. Lineage: Eukaryota; Metazoa; Chordata; Actinopteri; Syngnathiformes; Syngnathidae.
UUAUGCGACGGGCAAAGUUUCACCCUCACCGGCUGUAAAGCGGCUCCAGCCUGGCCGGUUCUUUUCGCCCGACGCCGGGCUGACUGCUGGAGGAAUAACGUGUUAAAUAAGUUACAAGCAUGUGGAUAUGCGAAAAAAGUAGUCGUCAAAAGCAAAGGAAAGGGGAUGGUUAAAGACGAGCUGAAAGGACCAGAGGUGUGCAAAGAUCCAGUCCGACUGACUUCUUAUGCAGUGGGGACCAACAUUUACAAACAGGGAGAAGACACCAAACUCAAACCCGUGGAGGAAUAUCCAGAGUGGCUCUUUCAGUUGAACCUGGAUUCGGCGUACAAGCUUCACGAGCUGGAAGAGGAAAGCUGGGCGUACUGGAAGCGUCUCCGAAAGGAAAGCAUUUGGCGUCACAACAAAUUGCAUAAAGGAAAGAAGUUCUAGAAUCUAGACCGAACCGGACUGAAAUCUACCUGGUUGUUUAUAGCAAGUCUCACGUCAAGUCUCGCAUUUAAUAACUAAUGUACAUGUGUUCAUAUUUGGUUUUCUAAUGUCCAUCCCCCCUCAUUAAAAAAAAAAAGAAAAUU